AAUCUAAUUAUUUGAUAUACAGUACAAAAGUGAUCAAUAAUAUUGAUUGUUGUGUUGAUUGUAUUGAAAGCAAUAUAACUGUCACUGUAUUUAAGACAAUAGUACACACAAUUGUCACAGACAAUGAGAUAUAACACAUGUUCACCACUUUUAGUCUUCAUAUUAAGUAUAUAUGCAUUAAAUAAAUGCAACGCUCAGUGGAAAGAGUUUAAGGACACAGUGUUGGGCACCGGAUGUCUCAUCACAAUCACACCCAAACUCACCACCGAUUGUCUUCAGGCCUAUGACAACGAACUCAACGCCAGAUUCAAACAGGACAGGGAUGAGAAGGUGCUGUGCUGUGCGUAUCUGUCGCUCGAGUCCUGUGUAGUGAAGAUCGCGGAGAAAGAGUGCAAUAAAGAGGGAGAAGGAGUGGCCAAAAGUUUCCUCAAAACUAUCAAUCGUAGCAUUACUUCAGAUGAUUGUAUUGAUUACGGACUCAUGGCGUGUAUCGCAUGGACUCCUGUGGCCAUCGGUGGUGCGCUCGCACUCGUCAUACUUUUGCUCCUGUCGUCCAUUUGUUGGCUAUUGGUGUCGAUGAAGCGAAUAAUUACUAUAUCCAGAAUAUUUAAUUAA
Medioppia subpectinata is the source of this 615-nucleotide messenger RNA. NCBI's taxonomy places the organism in Eukaryota, Metazoa, Arthropoda, Arachnida, Sarcoptiformes, Oppiidae. The record is from the annotation of a GenBank genome assembly.